Molecule: messenger RNA, 1454 nt
Organism: Brassica oleracea var. oleracea
Lineage: Eukaryota; Viridiplantae; Streptophyta; Magnoliopsida; Brassicales; Brassicaceae
Product: probable WRKY transcription factor 57
Exons: 4
Coding region: 266-1162 (298 amino acids)
Biological process (GO): regulation of DNA-templated transcription
Molecular function (GO): sequence-specific DNA binding; DNA-binding transcription factor activity
Source: RefSeq, a predicted model, not a curated record
AGGGAAAAGUAGAUUCGGGACCCACUUUUCAGCUUAAAUUAAUGUACUCUUCUCUCUCAUGAAUUAUUAUUUAAGUUUACGUAUUUCACAAUAUGUUUCAAGAAAUUAAAAAGAAAAAAAUUCAAAAGAGUGAAAAGAGUCUUUGAUCGGUGUUUGACGAGACACUGCACUUUAAUGGGCUUCGAGUCUUUUUUUUCUUCUUCUUCUCUCUCUCUCUUCCAAUUGCAAACAAACCCUAGCUACCUCUCUCUCUCUACAUCUCAUCAUGAACGAUCCUAAAAAUCCCGAUCUGACCAACCACGACUCCUCUUGGACACAACUCACAGCUCCAGAUUCUCACUUCUUCCACAGAAACACUUCCGACAUCUUCUCUGACUUUGUCGGGAACCUCCACGCUUCCUCCCAAUCCGAUCAUCAUCAUCCUCACUCCCUCCGGUUUGAUACCGGUUUAACACCAACUUCCGGUGUCCCAUCUUCCGUUACCACCACCACUCUACCCUCUACUCCUUCAUCUUCCUCAUCCCCCGCAGCUGCUCUUUCUGUUGCCGUUACAGAGGUUUCAACCUCUACUAAUCUCCCCGCCACCUCCAGUUCUAGCGAGGAUCCAACUGAGAACUCAACUGCCUCCGCCGCGAAAGCACCGGAGACGCCAAAGAAGGAGAAGAAGAAGGCUCAGAAGCGAAUCCGGCAGCCAAGAUUCGCAUUCAUGACCAAGAGUGAUGUGGAUAAUCUUGAAGAUGGAUAUCGAUGGCGCAAAUAUGGACAGAAGGCUGUCAAAAAUAGUCCAUUCCCAAGGAGCUACUAUAGAUGCACGAACAGCAGAUGCACGGUGAAGAAGAGAGUGGAACGAUCAUCUGAAGAUCCAUCGAUAGUUAUCACAACAUACGAAGGACAACAUUGCCAUCAAACCACUGGAUUCCCUCGUGGUGGAAUCCUCACCGCUCACGACCCUAGUAACUUCACAUCCCAUCAUCUUCUCCCUCCUCCAUUGCCAGAUCCUUAUUACUACCAAGAACUCCUUCAUCAACUCCACAGAGACAAUACUUCUUCGCUGAGAUUACCCCAAUCUACUACUGAAGGACCUGCUGCAGUGUCGUCUAUUAAUCCACCAGAAGAAGGCUUGCUUGGUGAUAUUGUACCUCAAACCAUGCGCAAUACUUGAGGUACCCUCAGCAAAUCAUCACAACCUUGGUAACAAAUAAGGAGAGGUACUAACUACUUUUAUAGAAGAUAUUGCAGACUGGAAAACAAUACAGCCACAACGGGUUGUAAGCAGAGAUCUCUAUAUUAUUUCAAUGUUGAUCAAUGGCGUCGGUUUCUUAAGGUAUAUAUAGUAUAAUUCUGAUGUAACUCAACUUGAAUAAAUCUACUGACUAGUUAUGUCCCACAUGUAGAUGCAUGUAUGUGCACUUGGGAAAAAAAUAUGGAGGAUUUCCGGAUACUAUUUUUGCUAA